Messenger RNA from Eruca vesicaria subsp. sativa (arugula), 477 nucleotides. NCBI's taxonomy places the organism in Eukaryota, Viridiplantae, Streptophyta, Magnoliopsida, Brassicales, Brassicaceae. The record is from the annotation of a GenBank genome assembly.
AUGGCUGAUGAAGGAACCCCCAAGAGCUAUAAUUCCCCUCUGAGGUACCCUAAUGUUACCCUUAACGAAAGGAACUUUGCUGCCUUCACACACAGAUCAGAUGCUGCUCAUCCUUGGCAUGACUUGGAGAUUGGUCCGGAAGCUCCUGCUGUUUUCAACUGUGUUGUUGAAAUUAGCAAAGGUGGGAAGGUGAAAUACGAGCUCAACAAGAACAGUGGUCUUAUAAAGAGAUCCAAGAAGAAGAGUCAAGCUAGCAAAGAUGAGAAAGAAAAUAAGCAAAUCAUUGUGAAAGAGAGUGACCUUUCUCCAGUUCUGGAAAGCGAAGAUGAAGAUGGUUUCCCUAUUCCGAAAGAGAAAGCACAACCUGAGCCAGACAAAAAGUCUGCUGUUAAGAUGGAGUUAGGUGAUGACGAACAAGGUAGCAACAAAAAACGUAAGGCCAAGGCUUCUGAGCAAGAAAGGUACCAUUCUCUUUGA